UAAAUAUAAUAAAACGUCUCUGUUUUAACUUGGUUUAAGCGAACACGGAAGUAUGUAACAGAUACAAGUCUCGCCAUAAAGCACAUGACACAGACGUUUCCAGUGAAACAACAUUUCCCAAAAUGCAUUGCCCGUUCUGGUGACAUCCACGCUACGAUGAAGUGAUCGAAGCGGUUGUUGUCGUCCCCAUGGUUGUGAGAAGCGGCCUGGAAAUUGAGGCAUAACGGCUGUUACGUCGGAAUCAACGCGGUGUCCCCGGCCCGUAGGGGAUCCGUUUCCCUCUGGAAUUACUGCGAGCCUUAAGGUUUCAUCACCUGCUUUGUUUUUGGUGAGUUCAUCGCCAUGUUAUCAUCCGUUCCCACCAGGCUAAUUGCCCGAAGGUCGCGCAGCCUGUCACCGUGCAGCCGCGUGCUCCAGACCAGCGCAAGCGGUGCCGCAUGCCAGGGCAUCCGCGAGACACCGGCAGAGGUGCACCGCAACCCCAUCGUGUCCACCUCUCGGGUCUCUAGAAAGGGGAUUUUAGCCGAGGAGACCGCUGGUACCCGUGUGAAACAGGCGGUGCAGUACCACCACCUCGCCCCUAGAUGGCUGUCCAACCUGGAGAACCGCCGCGGCUCAUGGGCGGCUUUGGCCAGCAGAGGGCGGAACAACAAUCAGUACUGGGAGGAGAGCGGCCAGCGGGACGGAGGUGAUGACCGGGGGACAGGUGGAGGAGCCAGCCGGGCAGGAGUGGCCUCUGCCGGUGUGCUGUCUGCUGCAGCCGUGGCGUUAUGCCUGAAGAAAGAUACUGAUAACAAAGGUGAUGCACUUCUGGAGGCAGCAAGGACCAAUAACUCUGAAGAUGUGGCCAGGCUGGUUAAAGAGGGCGUCGACCCUAACCACCGCCACCGUCUGGGUUGGACCGCUCUCAUGGUGGCUGCCAUCAACCGACAGCACAGUGUGGUGAGGGUUCUGUUAGAAGCUGGUGCCGACCCAAACAGCGGAGAUCACUUCAACAACGUUUACGACACCUCACGGGAGAAAGGCAUCCACUCACUGGAAGUUCUCGUGUCCAGAGAGGAUGAAUUCAGCAGCAGGCUCAGCAGCCGGGCUGGCUUCCGUGGUUGCACAGCACUUCACUACGCCACACUGGCUGAUGAUCCACGCACUGUCCGCAUGCUGCUGGAGGCUGGUGCCAACCCCCUGCAGACCAAUGGUUUGGGACACACAGCACGGGCCUAUGCUAAGGAGGGAGAAGUGAGCACAAUACUGCAGGAGUUUGAGGGCAAGUUCCAGGAGGCGCAGGCUCGGCGGGAGGCGGAGGAGAGGCGGCGGUUCCCCCUGGAGAGGAGGCUGAAGGAGCAUAUCAUCGGACAGGAGGGGGCCAUCAAUACUGUGGCCUCAGCCAUCAGGAGAAAGGAGAAUGGUUGGUAUGACGAAGAGCAUCCUCUCGUAUUCCUCUUCCUCGGCUCAUCAGGAAUUGGAAAGACAGAGUUGGCCAAACAGGUGGCUCGCUACAUGCACAAGGACAUCAAAAAGGGUUUUAUCCGUAUGGACAUGUCCGAGUUCCAGGAAAAACACGAGGUGGCAAAGUUCAUUGGCUCCCCGCCAGGAUACGUGGGACACGAGGAAGGGGGUCAGCUGACAAAGCUGUUGAAGGCACAAGGCCCACCCUGA
This is a messenger RNA of Etheostoma spectabile (orangethroat darter), 1656 nucleotides long. RefSeq names its product caseinolytic peptidase B protein homolog. Gene Ontology annotation, molecular function: ATP binding; ATP hydrolysis activity; protein binding. Gene Ontology annotation, cellular component: cytoplasm; mitochondrion. Gene Ontology annotation, biological process: cellular response to heat. Lineage: Eukaryota; Metazoa; Chordata; Actinopteri; Perciformes; Percidae. The record is from RefSeq and is a predicted model, not a curated record.